AUGUUCAGCUUGAUAUGGAAAGAGCUAGGUCAGUGUUGCAAUGCUUCUGAACGGCUGGUGGUAACCAAGGAAAACACGCCGCUGGGAUCCAUCAUCAAUUUAGAUGGUGACAUAUAUUCCAAUAUAACUGCGGAUGCCGAGCUGAGAAGUGUUCUAUUGAAGCUGUUCAAACUCUUCUUUAAAACUCCUGUGUUGGCGUACCCGCAACUUCUGGAGGCAACCCGCCCCCCUAAUGAAUUGUUUAAGGAAUUUCUUCUUAGUUCUAGAUUCAAAAAUUUGUUGGGCUAUGAGACGGAUUUUAUCAACGCUCUUCGGGCCUACCCAAACGCCCUUUUCCUCAUCCCGGCGAUAUCCUUUAAUUAUCAUCUUAAAGUCGGCUACCAUGCUAUACGCAUCAUGAAGGAUGUCGGCCUGGCCCAUAAGGCAUUCUUUCUCCACCCACACUACCUGUCUGCCCUCGAUAGGUAUUGGAAACUGAAAAGGAUGAGGGAACUACGCCUAUCCACUGGUUUUAUGUUCACCAGUUUUGCGCUGGAAUUCUGUGACGACAUCACUCUCUAUGGCUUUUGGCCUUUUUUUUAUGACCUAAAUGGGAAACCAAUCAGUCAUCACUACUAUGACAACGUGUUGCCGCUUCCUUUUGUUCACAACAUGUCUGAAGAGUUCUCCCAUUAUCUCAAGAUGUCUGCCCAGGGUGUCUUGCACCUACACCUUGGCGCAGCCUGGGCCUGGGGCCGCCAGGAAGCCUCUGCCUUUGUGGCGGUUAAACACCUCCUCAUCUCCAACGAUGUCCUCGUCCAGUAUAGUGAGCACUUGCUCCUCGUGCUCGCUUGUGACGCUUCACCCUACGGGGUAGGCACUGUCCUCUGCCAUCAGCUACCCAGUGGGGCGGAGGUGCCCGUAGCCUUUUUCUCCCAUACCCUAUCUGCCUCCGAACGCAAUUAUGCCCAAAUCGAUAAGGAGGCUCUUGCCAUUGUAGCCAGGGUACGGCGUUUUCACCAUUACUUAUACGGCCGGCCUUUUGUAAUUGUCACCGACCACAAACCGCUGCUCGGUUUGCUGGCCGGCGACCGCCCUGCCCCGCAAGUUCUCUCUCCACGGAUGACACACUGGUUUGUUUUCCUUGCCUCCUAUGAGUACCAGCUGAACCAUCGCCUGGGGAAGCAGAUCGCCCAUGCCGAUGCACUCAGCCGUUGCCCCCUGCCGGAGGCCCCCGAAGACCCUGCUGCUGUCGCCCCAGUAUUCCUGAUUGACAACCUCAACUUGCCAACUUCUGCCGCCGACAUCGCCUGGUUGUCCGCAAGGGAUCAGGUAAUUUCCCAGGUGCUAGACUGGGUUAGGCGAGGGUGGCCAAAAUACCCCGUGGAUCCUGUUUUCCUGCCAUUCAAGUCCCGCCUGGCAGAGCUGUCCGUUCAGCGCGGCUGCCUGCUCUGGGGCCACCAAGUAGUGGUGCCGGCCUCACUGAGGACUACUGUCCUGCAGCAACUACAUCAUGCCCACCCUGGCAUCGUCCGGAUGAAGGCCCUGGGCCGUAGUUAUGUGUGGUGGCCUAAACUUGACCAGGACAUAGCUGCCCAUGUCGCGGGGUGUCCGAAAUGCCAGAGCGCCCAGGCUUUGCCUCCCAAAGCCAAGCCCCGUACCUGGGAACCGCCAUCCUCACCCUGGUCCUGGGUGCACGUCGACUUCGCGGGCCCCAUUCAGGGCCGUAUGCUUUUCAUCGCUGUGGACGCCUUCUCAAAAUGGGUUGAGGUCGUCCACAUGCCAUCCACUACUGCUGACGCACUCGUCGCAACCCUCCACCACCUUUUUGCCACUCACGGCCUUCCUGACGUGCUGGUGUCCGAUAACGGACCGCGUAUCCAACACGCUCUCAUCUCCCCCUCCCAUCCGGCUAGUAAUGGUUUGGCGGAGCGCGCUGUGCGCUCCGUCAAAGAAGCCCUCGCCAAAAUGGAUCACCUUCCUUGGCAGCAACGCAUAGACGAUUUCCUACUUGCCCACCAUUCAACCCCCUCCCCAGAAUCCAAUACCAGUCCGGCGGAGCUGCUCAUGGGUCGCCGGUUGCGAACGACCCUUGACUGCCUGCACCCAGCCUACGCCACCCCAACCCUCUUAGAUUCCCGUGGGGGUACCCGCUCCUUCGGCCAGGGGGAGGCAGUGUAUGCCCGGAAUUACGGAGGGCAUCCCUUGUGGCUACCGGGCAUUGUGGUUGACCAGACCGGACCCUGCUCCUACAGGGUCAGGCUCAAUGACGGCAGAACUUGGAGAUGCCACUGCGACCAGCUGCGGGGCAGACACCAGCCGCCAACCAACCUGCAGCCACCAACAGAUCCACAACUUCGAGCAAGCGACGCGGGGCCCAGGAGCGAGGAAGCCGCGAGACAACAUACAACCUGUGCCCCAAACCGAAGCGGCGACUUACCUGGGUCAGGCUCAACGACGGCAGAACUUGGAGAUGCCACUGCGACCAGCUGCAGGGCAGACACCAGCCGCCAACCGACCUGCAGCCACCAGCAGAUCCACACCUUCGAGCAAGCGACGCGGGGCCCAGAAGCAAGGAAGCUGCGAGACAACAGACAGCCCGUGCCCCAGACCGAAGCGGCGACUUACCUGGUGGGCUGGCACCGUCCUUGGCUCGUCGACGACCUGAGCGAUCGCCAUCCUGUGAAGAAGGGUCCUCGGCAGGGCAUCCAGAUCCUCCAGGCAGCACCGAAGGGCCUCGCAUGUCCGGCCAAAUCAGGCGGCGGCCAGCGUAUUUACAAGACUACGCAUGCGCGAGCUUAG
Molecule: messenger RNA, 2781 nt
Organism: Thamnophis sirtalis
Lineage: Eukaryota; Metazoa; Chordata; Lepidosauria; Squamata; Natricidae
Source: RefSeq, a predicted model, not a curated record